This is a messenger RNA of Lizanozyma spartinae, 912 nucleotides long. RefSeq lists its product as uncharacterized. Bases 1 to 912 code for a protein of 303 amino acids. Lineage: Eukaryota; Fungi; Ascomycota; Pichiomycetes; Serinales; Debaryomycetaceae. The record is from RefSeq and is a predicted model, not a curated record. The transcript has a single exon.
AUGGCAUCUGCGUCCAACACAACCAAUUUAGUAGAAGCUUUUUACAGAGGGACUGAAAAGACCCAUAAGAAAUCAAAGGAUAUCGACUUCCAUGUCGGGACUGGAGUCUUCUUUGAUCUUGACAAGAAGAGAGUCACUAUUGAUGCAGAGGAAGAAACCAAAAAGAAGAAGUUGAAGAUGAAACUUAAGAAGAUCCUUAGCGAAUAUGACGAUGAUGAUGAUGAUUGUGACGACGGGAAGAAGUUCUUUGGUAUUUUUGGUCACAAUGGUCUGCUUUCAGUUAAUGACUCAAGUGUUCAAAUGAUGGGGGGAGUAUCAGCAUUGAAUCAACUAGUUGAUGGUGAAGAGAAGAUCGAAGACUUUGAAAAGAAUAACGGAAUAAGAAUAGGAUCUGGAUUUUACUUUGAUUUGACCUUGGAUAAGGAUAAGGGAGACCUUGAAAAGGAGAAUGAACAACUUCCUAUGGUUCCUACUUCACCCAGGCCUCCACCUCCAGGGUACUACAGUAAUCGUCGUCCUCUUUCUGAUGAUGGUUGUGAAAAUGAUAAUGAUAGUGAUUCGGAUGAAGAUGAAGAUGAUUUAAAACGUUACAGUAACAAGAAAUCUAAAAAGAUUUGGUUCUGGCCCUUUAGUGUUGACGUUCAACACUCUAAGAAUGAUACUAAUAAAGUUCAAAUAUCCUCAACGUAUUUGCUUUCUCAUGCGAAGGAAACCACCUCAAAUCUCUUCACCACUAAGUCAACAUCUUCAAACGUCACUGCCACAAUAACAAACAAGGGUCAUCUUGAACAAGAUUAUGAAGAAGAAGAUCAUGACUAUACAAGCGGUGGAUCGAUGAACCAUUAUCCUGGUCUCUAUGCUGUUACUAUUAUGAUACUUACCACUGCUGCUAUUAUAUAUUAUUACAAUUGA